Coccidioides posadasii C735 delta SOWgp is the source of this 2196-nucleotide messenger RNA. The record is from RefSeq and is a predicted model, not a curated record. NCBI's taxonomy places the organism in Eukaryota, Fungi, Ascomycota, Eurotiomycetes, Onygenales, Onygenaceae.
AUGGCACAAACUGGAAUGGAGACGGUUUCGGCACGACUCGCAAGCUUCAAAACUGCGCAUCGACCAAUAUCGAAGGGAAGGACCUCCGGUGCAAAGACAAAGCCCAUUACCUGGCCUCAUGUCAAACCAUCUCCCGAAGAGUUAGCGGACGCAGGGUUCUACUACCAGCCAACGGAGAUCAGCCCAGAUAACACAGCUUGUUUCCUAUGCCGAUACGCGCUGGAUGGUUGGGAAGAGGAUGACGAUCCAAUUACAGAGCAUUUAAGGCAUUCUAGAGAAUGCGGAUGGGCGAUUAUUAUGGAUAUAACUCGACGCUCUUCCAAUCCAGCGGAGAUCGUGGACCCAACAAGUCCCGAGAUAGCCGAAGCACGGAGGGCCACGUUCGGCACAUGGUGGCCUCACGAUGGGAAAAAGGGAUGGAAAUGCAAGACUGAAAAGAUGGUUGAGGCCGGGUGGUAUUUAUGUGCAACCGAAGAGAGCGAUGAUUUUGUUAGCUGUGCAUAUUGUAAUCUAUCAUUGGAUGGCUGGGAGCCAAAGGACGAUCCAUUUGACGAGCACUAUCGUCGGUCUUCUGAGUGUUCCUUCUUCCAUUUUGCGCCUAUACAGGGGAAGAAAGGAAGAACCGGUCGUGGGAAGAACACUCGUUCAUCGAAAGCUUCAAGGAGCUCCACACAAUCGACUCUAAGUACAUUCUCAGAGGCCGAAACAGCAGAUCUUGACAGCGAGAUGGAGCAAAGUUUGCUCUCUCAAUCGGCAAAAGAGACAUCAAAGAGGUCUUCAAGGGCUGGAGCGAAAGGAAAGAAGAUAAAAGCAAAGGUAAAUGAAGCGGUUGUGGCUGGCAGCCGAGUAGAAGACGAUGCAACAAUGGUCGAAAGCCAACAACCAAAAAAACCUAGAGGAAGAAAGCGGAAAAGUAGUGAAAUGAUUGACAAUGAGGGAUUCCAAGAGACCUCAAAUUCAGACGUUCGUCCAGAACCAGCAACUAAAAAACGCGCGACAGGAACCCGAAAGACCAGUACCGCCAAAACUCGAGCCAUUUCUGAUCUAACAGACGAUGAAUUGAACGGGCCCAUUGAGCCAGUUAAAAGCGAAAAGCGAUCAAACAAAAAGUUAACGAAAAAGAGGAGUACAUCCAAAAAUCGUGCUCAAUCUGGUGCCUCUAAAGACCCAUUAAUUUCCCGGAUUCCAAAUGAUGCGGAAAUUGAUGCGGAACUAGAAGCUGACUUGGAGAGAGAUGGUAUCGAUGGGGUCGAAAUAAAAUCAGGGACAGGAUAUGAACAUGAUACCCCUGUAGCGCCCAUCUGCAGAGUGUCAAAGAGAGCGAGUGAUACAGAGGAGAUUGAAGGCUAUGCUACUGAACCAAUUCAAAAACCAGGCCGUAAAAAAGCCCAAGGGAAAAAGAAAACGGCAAAGAUAAAUGAAAGCCAACCUCAAGACGAUACCGAAAUGCGCGACGAAGUCCAACAUCCUAGAAUCGCAACCGAUGCUUGCAUGGAUUUGGACGAUGAUCAUAUUUCACCUCACAGUCUUCCAGUGGACGAAGCGGUGGACGAAGUCUGUGACGAUGCACAAUCCUUGAAGAAGGCAAAACCAAGCCGGAAGCAGAAAAGAUCGCGAAGCAAGGAAGAGGAUGCCAGGGAAGAAGAGGCUUCUGAUGGUCUGGCUCGAGAUUCUGCCAAUCUGAGGAGAUUAAGAACGCAAAGCGUAUCUGAAGACCAUAUUCCCUCGGAAAGAACUGCACCUAGUCCAGUCGAUUCGACGCCUUUUCAAGCCCAAGAGCGUACCCCCUCCCCAUCUCCGCAAUCCUCAGAUGCUGAAAAUCGUCCUCCCUCAUCGAGGCCCGAGGCUUUUUCUAUACCGUUAGAACCGAGCACGCCAGCUACAUCGGCACAAAAAAUAUUUGACCAGUCAAUAUGCUUAUCAACUCCUGAUCCUUGGUAUCCGGUCGACCUGGAUGAUUUAUUGCAACCUGAUUCGGCUAAUAAAGAGAACGUUAAUUUGAGUGAAAUGCUGUGUGCAGCUAAGGGCGACUUAACGAGCCCUGAGAAGCGUAUGAGUGUUGCAGAGUGGAUAGCAUGGAAUGCUAAGAAAGGAGAAUCGAAGCUCCGGAACGAGUGCGAGAGGAUGGUCAGCCUUUUCGAGAGAGAAGGCGGACGAGCAAUGUCCGUACUCGAGGAGAUCGAAUGCAUCGAUUGA